This is a messenger RNA of Salvia splendens (bonfire salvia), 1201 nucleotides long. RefSeq names its product 2-oxoglutarate-Fe(II) type oxidoreductase hxnY. The transcript has 11 exons. The record is from RefSeq and is a predicted model, not a curated record. The coding region runs from base 76 to 1086 and encodes 336 amino acids. Lineage: Eukaryota; Viridiplantae; Streptophyta; Magnoliopsida; Lamiales; Lamiaceae.
AUUUGGAAUCUUGUCAACAUUAAUACGUCGAGAAAUUCUGUUAAUAGAAGUUCUCCAAAAGAGAAAAUAAACGGAAUGGCAGAAACGAUCAAAGAAGAGGAAACACAGAUUCCAGAAUUUUCGAAUGUAUCAAUUCUGAAUUGCAUUGAUCUCUCCAGUCCAGAUGUUCAAUCAACUGUCUCCCUCCUUAAACAGGUAUGCUUAGAUUCCGGGUUCUUCUAUGUGAUCAAUCAUGGAAUUGAUAAGGAAUUCAUGGAUGAGGUCUUCUAUCAAAGCAAAAGAUUUUUUACUUUGCCCAAGGAGGACAAAAUGAAGCUUCUAAGGAACGAGAAGAAUCGAGGCUAUGCUCCAUUGUUUGAUCAAUCCCUGGACCCCGCCAAUCAAAUGCAUGGGGACUAUAAGGAAGGAUAUUACAUAGGUGUUGAAGUAUCCGAAGAUCAUCCUGAUUCACAGAAGCCAUUUUAUGGGCCAAACAGAUGGCCAUCUGAGGAUAUGCUGCCCAGAUGGAGGGAAACUAUGGAGGAAUAUUAUCAAGGGGCAUUAGAUGUAGCAAAAUCUAUUUCACGGCUGUUAGCCCUCGCGUUAGGGCUAAAUGUCAACUUUUUUUGUCAAGCUGGAAUUCUUGGAAAAUCUAUUGCAACUCUGAAGCUGCUACAUUAUGAAGAUCAAAUUUCCGAACCCGCGAAAGGAAUAUAUGGAGCUGGUGCACAUUCUGAUUUUGGUUUGAUUACCCUUUUGGCUACUGAUGAUAAUUAUGGUCUUCAGAUAUGUAAAGACAAAGAUGCUAAGCCUCAGAUCUGGGAGUAUGUACCACCAUUAAAAGGGGCAUUUAUAGUUAAUAUAGGUGAUAUGCUGGAGCGCUGGAGCAACUGCUUUUUCAGAUCCACACUGCACCGGGUAUUAGGAAAUGGCCGAGAAAGAUAUUCUAUAGCAUUUUUUGUUGAGCCUAACCAUGACUUCGUUGUCGAAUGCGUGCCAACAUGUCAAUCCGAGAAGAAUCCUCCAAAGUUCACCCCAAUCAAAUAUGGAGAUUACCUUCUUCAGAGGUAUAGAGAUACUCAUGCCGACCUCAAUACCUACAAAUGAAAUGAUGUAAUAGUGUAUGCUUACAUAACUAGUGUUUAGGAACAGAUAUUGAUGUUGAAAACCAAAUGUUUUACUUUUAAAAUUUCAAUUAUUUGAUGUUUUGGUUACUUUAUAA